AUGAGUGCUAUGUUCCUCGUCGCGCUGGACCGAACAAUCAUUGCAACUGCCGUUCCUGCUAUUUCCGAUAAAUUCCAUGCCAUCGGUGAUAUCGGCUGGUACGCCAGCGCCUAUCUCUUAACCAGCAGCGCGACGCAACUUCUAUGGGGUCGACUCUAUACCUUCUAUUCGACCAAGAUACUCUUUUUGGCUGCGGUGGUUAUCUUUGAGAUCGGCUCUGCUGUCUGUGGAGCAGCACCUAGUUCCACUUCAUUUAUCGUCGGUCGAGCCAUUGCUGGAAUUGGAUCAGCGGGCAUCCAGAAUGGCGCCACCGUCAUUAUCACCCAAGUCAUGCCUCUGCACAAGCGGCCUCUUUUUAUCGGUCUCAUGGGCUCCAUAUUUGGAAUAUCUGCCGUCAUUGGACCGCUUCUUGGAGGUGCUUUCACCGAUCGAGUGACAUGGCGAUGGUGCUUUUACAUCAACCUUCCGAUCGGGGGAGUAACACUUCUCAUCAUUUUCUUUUUCCUUCAUACGCCAUCUCUCUCCACGACAGCAACACUCAGGCGCCAACUAAUCCGCCUCGACCCAUUAGGUACAGCCUUAUUCCUUCCAUGCGUGAUAUGUUUCCUCUUAGCCCUGCAAUGGGGCGGCACGACCUACAGCUGGAACAAUGGACGCAUAAUCGCUCUAUUUGUCGUGGCAGGAGCUCUCUUCGUCGCCUUCACAAUCGUUCAACUUUGGCGCAAAGAAGACGCGACUAUUCCCCCACGAAUUAUCAAACAACGCAGCAUCGCCUGCGCCGCCGUAUACACCUCACUUAUCUACGGGGCCAUGGUCGCGAUGCUCUACACCCUACCACUCUGGUUCCAGGGGGUGAAAGGCACUAGUGCUGUUCAAUCCGGAAUUGAUAAUAUCCCAAUGGUUUUGGCCCUCGUCAUUGCCAGCAUCAUCAGUGGCAAAAUCAUCGCAAGCGUGGGGCAAUAUGUGCCGUUCAUGUUUGUUGCGGCGCUGCUCAUGGCAGUAGGUGCCGGAAUGAUCAGUACCUUCAAAGUUGACACUGGUCAUGCAGCCUGGAUUGGUUACCAGGUACUUUUCGGUCUCGGUUUAGGGUGCGGAAUGCAACAGCCCACGAUGGCAGCGCAGGUCGUUCUCCCUCAAGCGGAUGUUUCAAUCGGUGUCGCAUUGAUGUUUCUGUUCCAAACACUCGGCGGCGCGAUCUGGGUGGCUGUCAGUCAGAAUCUCUACACAAAUUACCUGGUUGAAACAUUGCCCGAUAUUUCUGGUGUCAAUGCUGCUGCUAUUCUUCAGGCGGGUGCAACUGGACUCGCAGAUAUUGUGCCGAAAGACAAGCUCGACGCCGUGUUGGUAGUCUACAACACCGCCCUCCGCAAUGCAUACUUCGUACCAGUGGCACUUGCUUGCGUCUCGGUGCUUCCGGCAUUGGGAAUGGAAUGGCGCAACGUCAAAAAGGAGAGUGAGAAGCGGGAAGAAGAGAAAGCCAUCAACAGAAGCGAAACCCCAGUCGGCGAACCAAGAACAUCGUCAGUGAGCGAGAAGCGCGUAUAA
Messenger RNA from Penicillium manginii, 1545 nucleotides. RefSeq names its product MDR family MFS transporter. The transcript is spliced from 3 exons. NCBI's taxonomy places the organism in Eukaryota, Fungi, Ascomycota, Eurotiomycetes, Eurotiales, Aspergillaceae. Gene Ontology annotation, biological process: transmembrane transport. Gene Ontology annotation, molecular function: transmembrane transporter activity. The coding region runs from base 1 to 1545 and encodes 514 amino acids. The record is from RefSeq and is a predicted model, not a curated record.